Messenger RNA from Drosophila grimshawi, 1112 nucleotides. RefSeq names its product probable serine hydrolase. Bases 70 to 1026 code for a protein of 318 amino acids. Lineage: Eukaryota; Metazoa; Arthropoda; Insecta; Diptera; Drosophilidae. The transcript is spliced from 2 exons. The record is from RefSeq and is a predicted model, not a curated record.
AACUUUCUGCAAACGAGCUAUUGCAUAGCUAUAAAGAUUUGUCAAAGGUUCUAACUUUAAAGAGUCAUCAUGGGAACUUUGUCAUUAAGCGAUUUCGAGGAUGUGCGCAUCUGGGCGCCCUGGGGAUACCUUUAUGGACGCUGGUACGGCAGUCGAUCGGUGCGUCCUAUUCUGGCCAUCCACGGCUGGCUGGACAACCUGGGAAGCUUUGACACGCUUAUACCUUUCAUACCCGACUAUCUGAGUGUGCUUUGCGUCGAUUUGGCUGGACAUGGUGGCUCUGAUCGAUUGCCAGCUGGAAUGCAUUACAGCGCGGAUGAUUGGAUUAUUGCUAUUGCCAGGAUAAUGAAGCAAUAUAAAUGGCCCAAGGUCUCGCUGAUGGGUCAGUCCCUUGGAGGUUCACUCAGCUUUCUCUACGCCUCAAUCGCUCCGCAUUUGGUGGACAUGAUCAUCGCAUUGGACAUUGUUUUGCCACCUCUCGAAUCUUCUGACACCUUGUCGACAAUGGCGUACUUUAUGGAGAAACAUUUGCAGGAGGAGGCACGCUCUGCAAUCAACAUAAUGAAUGUGCCACGUACUUACACAGAAGACCAGCUGCGUUUUGGAUUGAGCAAGGCCAGCAACUUUUCGGUGCCGUUAGAGCUUAGCCAUCAUUUGCUCUAUCGCAGCGUGGCAAAGUCGCAGCUAUAUCCGAAUAAGUUCUACUUGACAAGGGAUAAUCGUGUUAAGUUUUAUACUUUAUUUCCAUUCAAUCCAGUUCUGGCUGCUGAAAUGGCAAGACGCAUCAAAAGAAUGCCUUAUCUUAUAAUUAAGGGCUCCGAGUCCAACUUUAUUAACUCUGGAGCUGACGAGGUUAUCUCCAUUUUAAAGAAUCAAAAUCCGUAUUUUGAAUACCACGUAGUGCCCGGCACUCAUCAUGUUCAUUUAAUGAAUGCCGAAGGAUGUGCCCAGCAUAUUGUUCCAUUUCUGAAACGACACCGACCCCCCGGAGCAAACAAAGAUGUCCAGGUGUCCAAUAAGCUCUAAAGAUACACUGGGGAAAGCUGAGUUGAUAACUUAGAAAAGUGAGGAAGUGGGAGCGAAAAGACAAUGAAACUUUAUUAAAUAAAAUA